UUUAACGAUGAAAUAACACCUUUUAAAAAAAAUUAGAAUGAUAAAAAGAUUAGAGGCUUCUGAUAUCUAACCAGCAAUAAUAAUAAUCACCAAUAAUUAUAUUAAGAUAGCAUUGGUAGUAAAAAUAACCAUUGUGUAGAAACAUCUACACAAGUCACAAUCUCGAAUUCGCAAAUUUAAUUCAACUUUAUCGAAUCUUCUAUUAUUCGAAACAACAUUUCCAAAUUUAUUCUUCGCGAAAUUAUUCUUCUCGAACGAAAUGGGAGGGCGAAUAAAUCGACGAAGGAUGACGAUAGAUGGCGAUCCUUGCUUAAAAUCUAUCUCCGAUCUUCCCCGGGUAUUAACACCGAAAAUUCAAUUCGGUUUAUCGGCGACGUUAUCGCGAGCGUCACCGUAGCUGUCAGCCAAACGUUUCACUGUAUCACGGCAGAACAACGGGACAAUAAUUUCAACGUACGUGUACUCGCCGUGUCAGUUCCAUCGAUACCGUUCGCUUGACGGUUCAUCAUUCGUGUCGCGGCCACGUAUCUCGCCGAUCGAUGCGCCCAAUUUUUAUGAUCCGGCAUAGAAAACGAGAAGGAAAUUGCCAUCGUGUCGAAAGACAAGCUUUUUACGAGCGAAAGUUGCGACAGCGACUCGGUUUGAUGCCCGCUACGUGUCGUAAAUCAUCGUUUCCCGAAUUUCGAAAGGAUGUUUUACAAGAACACGGUUAAUGAGAGAAGAGAUUAGCGAUUGAAUACAUAUGCAUUAAUAAUUUUUUUCACGGUACCCGCGCGCACUGAAUUAAUUUCUAAUUAUUAUCGCAAGAGUAACGGCGCGGAGAGAGGGAAAGAGAGAGGGAGAGAAGUGUGCGAUGAAAUAUCGGCAAUUAUUUUCAAUCUGUCAAAAUGUGUAUGCCGUGCAGAUAUUAAUGACACGAGAUUACGUGUAUUUAUUGCGAGCGGGUAUCGUAGAUUGGAGGAACGUCGACUGUUAUUAUGCUGUGUAUAAUAUGAAAAUGUUUAUUAUUAAUAUCUAUGGUAUCGUGUUCUUUAUAACAUUAAUAUGAAAAUGAAUAAAAUCAUUAUGGUUUCUCUCCUUUUUCUUUAAACCUGCGAUAGCUCAAUUAAUUUGCAAUCUGCGAGAAGUUGAAUUUCUAUUUGUUAUAACACUUGUUAUGUCAAUUAAUGAAGUUCAUAUUUUAAUUUUUGUAUCAUUUGAUAGUAUUUUUAGUGUAGUAAAAUUUUGAUAUUAUUUUUUUCUUUUAACUAAUACAAAUAUCAUUAAAAUUUCGCAAAAUUCUUCUCACGUUUACAUUUGCAUAAACAUAUUAUUCUAGUAGAUCCCCUCUGUUUGCAGAACGAUUUUAUUUAUUAUUACUCUAAAUCUCUAUAUUUAAAUUGCAUAUUCGAAUUUGAUAUCGCAUUUGGCCCGUAACAUUGCGAUUACUCUUUUGCAUUUUAUCUCUGCGCAAUUUUACAUUUAUUUAUAUCAAAUAAUUACGUACCCGUAAAAGGUUAAUUUAUCUUCAUAAUUAUUAUGAUUUAUCAGUUUUAAUUCAUUAUCCAUUUGUUUGAAUUUUUUAAGUAAAAAUAACAUUUCAGCUUAUUCACUUAUUUUAAAACCCACUAGCCAAUUCAUAACUGUCAAUGUUGCCAAUAUACCUCCAAUUUAUGUAUCACGUUACUCGACCUCUUUUCUUAUUACGAGGAUCUCGAUUUCAGACAAGUUGAUAUUUCUUCGAAAUUGUCCAAGCAGGUUAAUCCUCCGUAAAUAACAUAAUACCGACCCCUCUGGUCGUAACUCGUUCGACGUCAAACUGUUACGAACAUACGUAUCGGUUAAGGAAAAGGAAGCUUUCCAUACAUCGUGAAAUAUCUUUUCCGCGGCACGGAAGUCGUAGUCGUGGCUUUAUGCACCGAUCAGAUGCAGAAUCGUACGUGUGCCAAUCGAAUUUAUUAAUGCAAAAUCGGACAUCUGGUUGAACGUAUUUCGGCCAGAUUCCAAAUUAAUAAAAUUUCUACUACGCCAGUUUCAUAUCGAAGCGAUAAAGAAUUCUCAGGAUCUUUCAUUCUCUCUCUACGCCUCUAAUUUCUCUCCGGAAUAAUUCACGGUGUACGAAAUCGUUUUCGAAUGCAUUAAACUUUUCGAUUGAAUCUCUCUGGGUAUUUCGUUCUUUCUUCUAUCGAUUAAUUUGCGCUAUUCAGACGUGCUCUGUAAAUAAUCAAAUUGCAUCGUAGAUAAUUUAAUCUGUUUCUGAAUUUAUCUUAUCGUUCGAGAACUCUAUUUUCCGUCCUGCGAUAAAGAGUGUUGCACGUGUUAUGCAUUACGAGCGAUGAUUAUCACAAAAAUAAUGAAAUAAUUUUUCCAGAAAUCAUAUCUGUUUCGUAGCUACGUUACGCAAUCAACUAUAUCUAAUUUGCUAUCAGUUCGUGUGUAACGUUAACAUUCUUUUUAUUUCAGAUUAAAAGUUUUCAUAAUUUAACAUCAUUUUAUAAACGUAAUGCUCACAAUGAAGCAUUUAGUUAUCUUUCAUAUUCAUUUUUAAAUUGUCAAGAGUAAUAACGCAAAAUGAUAUCACAAUUUUAGUUUAAUUAAACGAGUUAAAUUUUCAAUGUUACGUUUAUAAAUGGGAUAUUAAGCUCGAUAUAAAAGAGCGAAACAAUGUAAAUGUAAAAAAUUAAUAUCGAUAUCGUUCAUAGAUAUGUCCAAUGAUUCUUUCCAACGAUGCAUAAAAUAGAAAUUAGAAGAAUCUUCUUAGAAACUGUACGAACGAUCAUGUUUCACGUCCUCCAAUCCAAGAUCCAUUCCACAUCAUUGGUCAUCGAUAAUGGUGUCCAAUGAUCGCCCGCGAAAGCUAUUAAUUGCGGCGUUGGAAAGCAUUAUUUAUUUUAUCGCAUUUACGCAGCAUCACCGUUUAGCGAACACCUUCCCCUUAGAUCGCCUUAAAUGAAAAAUGGUUCCUAGAUUUACCUCACGGUUGACUUUAUUCCCCCUAAUCCCCUUCGCCGGUAGCAUUAAACGAGCGCUCAAUUAAAUUAAGACUAUUAAGGGCGCUUAUUGCCUCCUUCAAUCGCGUAAUUUAUUUCAGCAUCGUUUAAUGUAUUUCCAAGGAAAGUUAUAAAUUUAUAAUAAGCUUGUCAAAAGCUCGAGACAUUUCGCCCUCUCCGGGCCCCUCUCUGGAAAUGGCCGCCCCGUAAUAGAGGCAGCUAACUUCCUUAUAUCUGGGAAAUUACGCCUAUCGGCCGGUGCCGCGUGUUCCUCUUCUUCUCGCGUGUACGAUGAUGCGACGGAAGUGCAUGCAAUUACCCCGCUUUUAUAUCGUACGUAUAAUUGACAGUCAUAUCGCCAAGCUUAAUAUGGGUAAUCGUGUUAAUUAAUUAACGCAGCUAUGGUGCCAGUUUUAACAGGGGAAUCGAUCAAUUUUCAAAUUAAGAGAGAGAGAGAGAGAGAGAUUGGAGAGGAUGUACACUACCACGGUGACUACUCGGCAGUCGGAGGAGGAGAAGAAGAAGGACGACAAUCGGACGGUGGAGGAGGACGUGGAACCAGUUCCACUCGGGGAACGAACCCCGGCCAGGCUACGGAUAAUAUGGCGAAAUGUGAUUGGUAUCAUUGUGCUUCAUUUCCUCGCCGUUUACGGUUUCGUGAACGGUUAUCGAGAUGCCAAGCUGUGGACAUGGAUUUGGAAUAUCGGGUACGGUGUUGUUGCCGGCUUCGGAAUAACAGCAGGGGCUCAUCGACUGUGGGCGCAUAAAAGUUAUUCCGCCAAGACUCCUUUGCGAAUCUUUUUGGCUUAUUUGUAUUGCAUGGCUGGACAGACGCACUUUUACAAAUGGAUACGGGACCACAGGACGCACCACAGAUACACGGAAACGUGCGCCGAUCCACACGACGCGACUCGUGGAUUCUUCUUCUCCCAUAUCGGUUGGCUGAUGGUUAAACGGGACCCGGCAGUGAAGGAGUACGGUAGUAAAAUCGAUAUGAGCGACAUCGCAGCCGAUCCCGUGAUAAAAUUCUUCGACAAGUAUUACGAGGUCAUUAUGCUCACGUUGUGCUUCGCGAUGCCGAUAUUGGUGCCGAUCCUUGUGUGGGACGAGACGUGGUUCAUAAGCGUUCACGCGGCCCUCAUUCGCUACGUGUGGUCGUUGCACGCAACUUUUGUCGUGAACAGUUUCGCCCAUAUGUGGGGAAAUCGACCGUACAACAGGAGGGUGAAACCGACGGAGAACCCGGCCGUGUCUUUCUUCGCACUGGGUGAAGGUUGGCAUAAUUACCAUCACUCCUUCCCGUGGGAUUACAAGGCUGCUGAACUGGGCGCGUACGGCCUGAAUCCAACCACCGGUUUCAUAGAGUUGAUGGCGCUUGUGGGGUUGGCAUAUGACUUAAAAACACCGAGGAAGGAGUUGGUCGAUCGUACGAUCGCGAGGAAGGGCGACGGUACCAGUAGCCUAUGGGGACGUCGGAGAUGUUGAGAGGAAAGAUCUCGAAAAGAUCAAGAGGAAGAUGCGUAGCAAAGAUGUUCACAAGUUCUUGAGUAUAACAAAAAAAUGUAGAAUUGCAGAGAAAGAAUCAUAUUGUGAGAAAAAUAUCUCACAGUUCCGAAGAAAUUUCGAUUUUAAACAAUCUCAAAAAGAAAUACAUAUUCGUUAUUUAUAAAAAUGAUAUUUUUAUAAAUAAUGAUAGAAGAUAGCUCGGAUAAAUAUGGAAUAUUUAAUAAUUUGAACGAAUUUCCAUAGAAGAAAUUUUAUUUUUAAGUAACGUUAAAUACCAAGUAGAAAUAUCUACCCUAAAGCUUGCGAGCAUUCCCGAGCAUUCGGUAUUUUUAAAAGAAAGGAAAAAUAAAUUAAUGAGAAAUAUUUAAAUAGAUGGAAACGUCCUCUUUAUUCGAAUACCGACAUCGAAUAUUUGACAUCAGAUUUGUAUGCCUCGGACGUCACGCGAAUCUUUUCACCUUGUCACUCCACGUUUGUUUAACAGGUUGACGCGUAUCGGUCUAGAUCAGGAAUAUGCGUGAGCACGUACGCGUCAUAAUACCGAGUCCGAUAAAUGCGCGAAUAAACAGUUUCGUCGUGUACACGCGCCUCCCUCCGUCUCAUAUUCGAGUAUAUUUGUUAAAGAAAACGAGGAUCGGUGAAAUCGAAGCGGCGAGUAUGUGCACCACCGUGGAUGGCCGUGUGCAAAGUACGAUAGGGCGAUUACAGAAGGUAAUCGGGAUAGAUUCGCGUUAAUUAGCGAGGAUAUUUGCAGUGACACGUAACGCUGUAUCGGAGAUGGAACGAGUGAAACGAGAAAGCGUACAGGAUGCUUUCAUGGAAGUUUGUCUCGCAAAUGCAAAUAACAUUUGCAAAUGAAACGAAAUAAGGCUUACUUUGCCAAGGAACUUCACGAAUUUCCCCCCGUUGUAGCAUAUAUACAACCGUCAGCGUUGAGCUGACAGCAAACUUUAAACAUGGUUCGCAGCGUUUGCUGCGAGCUUCAAAUUCUAACGGGUGGAGACGUGAGAACUAUUUGUUUCGAUUAUAUAUAUAUAUAUAUAUAGUAUAUAUAGUGCGUGCGAAGCGCUUUUAAAAGGAAACGUUUUCGAAGCAUGGCCCCGUGGCUUGUUACGCAUCGCGUUGUUCAUUUAUUCAAGAAGUCCGUAGAAGAGUUGUCCAAAAGCGGCCUUGUUCCGACCCGGCAUUAAACCGGUGAAAGCAAAGGUGAAGGGUUGUCGUUUCAGAAGGUACGGUAAUGAAUGCUGCAGUAAUGAACCGUGUUUACCCUAUGCAUUCGACUUGUCAACCCGUGUGCAACACGGUUUAUUUUCGGUUGGUCCUCCGUUGCUUUCCAUUGUCCCUUCGAAACGCCGACUACUUUCGGCAGCAAAUUUAUUAUACAAAGAUAGGAAUAAAGAAUGUUGUCGAAAUAUUGUAAAAUAUUAUGAAUUAUAAUUAUCUCUUUUUCGAAAUAAAUUAGUUAAUUACUUUU
This is a messenger RNA of Apis cerana (Asiatic honeybee), 5949 nucleotides long. RefSeq names its product acyl-CoA Delta-9 desaturase. Gene Ontology annotation, molecular function: iron ion binding; stearoyl-CoA 9-desaturase activity. Gene Ontology annotation, biological process: unsaturated fatty acid biosynthetic process. Gene Ontology annotation, cellular component: endoplasmic reticulum membrane. The record is from RefSeq and is a predicted model, not a curated record. Lineage: Eukaryota; Metazoa; Arthropoda; Insecta; Hymenoptera; Apidae.